AUGGGCUUCUUCAUUCAGAUCUCCAAUGACUCCGGCCGACCAAUAUUCCAGGCAGCCAAGAACUACCCGGAUGUCUCCUUCGCAUCAAGCGCUCUGUUCCACGCGCUGGUCACAGCCAGCUUAGAGCAGGGCUUUGUGCCCAGCAUCGUUCGGUCGGACGAUGCCACCAUCGCCCUGGCAGUUCACGGGGAGCAUGGGAGCAGGCUAGGCCUGGCCAUGGUAACCUCUGAGCUGGCAUCCGGCAGAACGGCAGAUCUGGAGACGAGGCUACGCUGGCGGCUGGACGCCUUGUACCAGGGCGCUCAGCUGAUUCUGGGCCACGAUUUGCAAAAGGCCGCGGGCGGACAGGUCCAGGCAGACACCGUGCGGAGGGUACUGACUGAGCGUCUGUCCCCUGUGGUAUCUCAGCUGAUGUCUGAAGAGGAGGACUCCCAGUCUUCUGCUGCCAGGGAUCCUUUCGGCUGGAGCCUUCCGACCCCGCGCUACGGGUCCAGCCUGGAUGCUUCGCGGCCGUUGCCCCCUUUGGGGCUGCGGCUCCAUUCGGCUGCUGUAGAGUGGCUUCUGCUGGGUUGCAGCAACAUAGCAGAACAUGCUCUGAAUCAGUUGUUAGGCUGUCUGGAGGUUGAGCUUCCAUCUGGAGCAGAGCCAGCUGAAGCACCUGGAUCCACAGCACCGCUUGGUGCUUUGAUCUGGAGGGGUCGAGUUGUUGCUGCCACCCAAGCAUGGCGUCAGGCUGCUCAACUAGAGCGCGGGCUCCUGGUGGCAAUAGCCAACUGUGUUGGGCCCCAGGCAUUUGGAGAACCCAGCCGCACACUGGCACUCGAAGACAUGACUGAUCUUUGGUUGAGACCGCAGCAAGCAAGCACGGGUCAGGCCUCCAAUGACUUGCAAAACUAUCGAAUGCUGAAUGUGCGCAUUUAUCCCGAUGCUGACAGCUUCCCCAAGCGAGACUACCUCGCGAGAUGGAGGCCUCGCAGUGCAAGGGACGUGGAUGGCGCAUCUUUGGUCCUUUCCGUGCUAACUCAGAAUUCUUCAUCGUUUUUUGCGCAAGCUGAUGUGCUAAAGCGGCUCCGGGAAAAUGCGACCCAACUGUCCGCAGACGGAAGCCUCCAGACCUUGUGGCAGAGGCUCCUGCAUAAGAGCGCCGGCAGCUUGUUGGAGCUCGACCGCCUUUCAUCUGCAAUCCUGCUAGACGCCAGGUCAGGAGAUGUUGUGGCCUUGCCAUCUCCUUGGGAUGUCACUGCGGACGACGUGGACGUCAUCGCAUCGUUCCGGCAACUUGUAUACUGGGUUCAUGCAUUACCGCCACUCGAUGCGGCCUCUCCACAGCAGUUUGUUUGCUGCGAGGGCUACACAGUGGCUGGAGUCCGUCGCGAGGACGGCAUCAUUUGUUGGGGAUCUGCGCCUACAAGCGCCAAGCAGAUGCACGGAACACAAGACAUUGUACUGCAAUCCAUCCAGAGGUUGCUGCGCCGCUUACCUCGCGCGCCUGACCUCUGGAGUUCAAUCGGAGCGCUGGAAACUCCAGAAAGCUCGCUUUCUUGA
Messenger RNA from Symbiodinium pilosum, 1545 nucleotides. Lineage: Eukaryota; Dinophyceae; Suessiales; Symbiodiniaceae. The record is from the annotation of a GenBank genome assembly.